GCUCAGCUUGGCAGAUGGUCAAGUCACUCCGAUCAGCAUCAGCCGAUGCUCGAACGACUUAAUCUCUGUAACAUCGGUCAGAGUCAGUCCGGGCACUUCGCCGUCUCCGCAUUCGUAACGUUCUCAUGUUAGCUGCGCUUAGAGUACACGAACUGACCUCAGGCGUGACCCGCCUACGGCUGACAAUGGGGCGUUGAGCCUGCAGCACUCAAGCCAAGACAACUCACCUCCAUGCUGUACCAGUAGGGGUAGAUCUCAUUUCGUCUAUGGCUAUCAGCACGGUGUACGGGCAUCCAGUGAUCAUUGAUGCACCGGCAAUCUUGACGACCCCUUCGAACGCUGACAGCAUUGGAGACACGGCUCUACGCUUUAUAAGCGGGUGGCUAUGUCCACCGUUGGCAGGUAUAUAAGCUCUUCGAACUUCAAUCCGGUGACUACGACAGCUGGAACUCCUUCAUCCUUUCUACUUCUGCGCCGGGCGUAUUUCAAGCAUCCGAGUCCUCUGAUUUGUCGCACAUUCCUUAUUCCUUGAUAAUUCUAUUCCCGCUACGCUGCCAUCCAACGUAUCACGUCAUAUUCACGAUGAAGACCACCACGAUUAUCUUCUCCCUGUUUGCUGCUAUUGCCGGUGUGCAUGCAGCACCCGCUCCUCUCGAAAAGCGUGGCGUCAAUCCUGCGCUCGUUCCCAACUUCGGUAUUCAGCGUGGUGCUCGCCCUGAUGGUCAUGGCAACUGCGUCGGUGACCACAACAUUCUGAUUCCAUGCGCAUGCCCACCUACGCGAUCCGAUUUCAUUAACGCUCUGAACGCGAAUGUGAACGCGGGCCACAUGAUCCACAACCCGUCCAUCGCUGCGCCCUUCCCCAGCGGCAACUCCAAAUCCUCCCAACAGGCGCGUAUUGCGACCCUUCUCUCGACGCUGCAGAACCUGCAUGGGCCCGGUGUUGGAUGCCCGGCCGUCUCGACUGUGUACGGCGACCUCCAGCAGAAGAUCAACGCGCUCCCGAACUAGGGUGCGACCUCCUACGCAACGUUCUGAGGCUCCAUGUGCUUGCUACGUCCGGCAGAGAUGCUGAUAAGCAUAGGAAAGAUCAACAGAGGGCGCUGAAACCCGUGUCUCGUCUGUAUAUGUUGU
Molecule: messenger RNA, 1134 nt
Organism: Dichomitus squalens LYAD-421 SS1
Lineage: Eukaryota; Fungi; Basidiomycota; Agaricomycetes; Polyporales; Polyporaceae
Exons: 4
Coding region: 583-1011 (142 amino acids)
Source: RefSeq, a predicted model, not a curated record